AUGGCGGAUGAACAUGAUCUCAAGCACUAUGUCGACCCAUCCGGGCAUGAAUUUGAUAUUGGUCAGAUACUCUCUAUGCAAUCUACACCAGAAGAGGAAAAGAAAGUAUUGCGAAAACUGGACAUGAUAUUAAUUCCAUUGAUGGGGACCGCUUAUUUCUUGCAAUUUCUAGACAAGUUGGCUCUGAGCCAGGCGACGUUGUUCAAUCUCCGUCAGGAUCUGAACCUCCAUGGCUCGCAAUAUUCGUGGACAUCGGCGAUCUUUUACUUUGGAUACUUCUUUUGGAGCUGGCCAAGCUCGUAUGUGAUUGUUCGUAUGCCUAUUGGGAAAUACUUGUCUCUUGUUGUCUUUCUCUGGGGUGGUGUUUUAAUGUGCCAUGCUGCAUGCACUAGCUUUGCUGGCUUGAUGGUUGCUCGAUUCUUUCUUGGUGUUGGUGAAGCUGCUGUCGCACCGGGAUUCACAUUGCUCACCGGCAUGUUCUAUACUCGAGCGGAACAGCCUGUGCGCCAAUCUGCCUGGUUCUUUGGCAACUGCAUCGCAGUCCUUAUCGGUCCAUUGAUCGCUUACGGAAUAGGCCAUAUAAAUGCGUCUAUUGCGCACUGGAAGCUCAUGUUUUUGAUUCUGGGCGCCAUCACCUCGGCCUAUGGUGUCAUUCUAUCCUUCUUACUCCCGGACUCUCCAAUCAAUGCUGUUUUUCUCAAGCCAAAUGAACGGGCAAUUGCAGUUCAGCGAACCUUGAAGAAUAAGACUGGUGUCCUAGAUAAUGGGAAGUUCAAGUGGUCGCAAGCACGAGAUGCGUUCACAGAUCCUCAGGUCUGGCUGCUAGUCUUGAACUCCUUCGCCUCAAACUUGUGCAAUGGGGGGAUCACUACGUUUACUUCGAUUAUCACUGCGGGAUUCGGUUUCACAGACCUCAUGGCUCUUCUCAUGCAAAUGCCCCAGGGCGCAGCUGAGAUUGUGUUUCUCAUCCUGACAUCCCUAGCUUGUACAUUCAUUCCUUCGGCCCGGAUUAUUGCCAUGGUACUGAAUACAAUCGUCUCAGUGAUUGGUUUACUCUUGAUCUGGAAGCUAGACCCUUCAGAACAGGUCGGGCGGAUGGUCGGCUUGACCCUGGCUGUCGUCUAUGCCAUUAACCUUCCUAUUUCAUUCAGUGUGAUUACAUCUAAUAUCGCGGGAUUCUCGAAGAAGAGUGUAUCUAGCGCUCUUUUGUUUAUUGCAUAUUGCGUGGGCAAUAUGGUUGGGCCCCAGUUUUUCCUCGCAUCGGAGGAACCUUCUUACCCAACUGGUAUCAAAGCAGCUAUGUCAGGUCUGGUUUUGAGCAUAUUUUUCCUGAUUCUUUUGUAUGUCUAUUACACUUGGGAGAACCGCCGCCGUGACAGUUUGUAUGGCUCCCUUGAGCAAGUGACAGUUGGAGCAGAAUUGCAGGAUGAAUUGUCAAGUAAAACGGAUAGGGAGAUUGACAGCUUCCGAUACUUGCUCUGA
Messenger RNA from Penicillium pulvis, 1482 nucleotides. RefSeq lists its product as uncharacterized. Bases 1 to 1482 code for a protein of 493 amino acids. Gene Ontology annotation, cellular component: plasma membrane. Gene Ontology annotation, biological process: transmembrane transport; tripeptide transport; allantoate transport. The record is from RefSeq and is a predicted model, not a curated record. The transcript is spliced from 7 exons. Lineage: Eukaryota; Fungi; Ascomycota; Eurotiomycetes; Eurotiales; Aspergillaceae. Gene Ontology annotation, molecular function: dipeptide transmembrane transporter activity; allantoate transmembrane transporter activity.